Molecule: messenger RNA, 1380 nt
Organism: Peronospora matthiolae
Lineage: Eukaryota; Oomycota; Peronosporomycetes; Peronosporales; Peronosporaceae
Source: the annotation of a GenBank genome assembly
AUGAGCAAUGCAGAGCUGCGCACCCAAGAUGUGGUCAAGGUGCUGACUAACGAGCACAUCAAGCGACAAGGCGAGAAGAUGACAACGGCAACGACAACGGUGAAGACUGAAGAUGCGACAAAGGCAUUCAGUACCGAGCGCAAGCCCUACCAAUGUACAUACUGCGGCAAGGUGGGUCACACGGCAGAGCGUUGCUGGACGAAGCAAAAGGAUGAAAGUCGAGGAGCCCAACGCGGCGGCAAUGGUCGUGGACGCGGGGCAAACAAUGUCCAGUGGCGACAUUAUGAUGAAGGCAACAGCUACGAUCGAGUGGCGUUUGCAGUUUCGUUCGAAUGCGGAGUUUCGACGAACAAGAAUGGACCAGGAAUGUGGGCCGUUGACAGCGGGGCAACACAUCACAUCUGCCACGACAAGUUCAAGUUUGCAAGUUUGGUCGAAGGCAAUGAUGGCGAGAUCCUGGUGGCUGAUGGCAACAAGGCGGCCAUCAAAGGUGUGGGGACCAUCGUGGAAAAGGUGAUUCUGCCAAACGGGGAAGAGCGCGAGAUCGAGAUCAAGAACGCGCUCUAUGUGCCCAGCAUGAGCAAAAAUCUGCUCUCGGUGCCGCAGAUUAACAAGCACGGCAGCUUCCAAAUGGUGUUUGACGGGGAUACGAUGUACGUCGCUCGCAAGGAUUCCAAUCAAGUGGUGGCAGCUGCGGAUCUUGUAGACGGACUCUACUGGCUUCGCACGACGCAGCGAUCGGCCAAUGCGACAUCACUCAGCAACGCUGUUGAUCUACAUGCCCGAAUGGGCCAUGCUCCAGUCGACGUGCUUCGCAGGAUGGUGACAAGCCACAUGAUCAAGGACGCUCACAUCCCUUCCAAGCCGAAUGGAUCAAGUGUGUGUCGAGGAUGCCAAGAAGGGAAGAUGGUCCGAAAACCAUUCCCGAGCAACCGUGACAAGCGCACCUACAACACCUUCGAGAUACUCCACUUCGACAUCUGCGGACCCAUGGAAGAAAAAUCUCUGGGUGGCAGCAAGUAUCUGCUGCUGAUCGUGGAUGAAGCCAGCGGAUGCAUGAAGGGUUUUUGUCUGCAUUCCAAGUCAGAGAGCGAAGAGUGCAUCAAGAAGUACAUCACGAUGAUACAGACACAGUUCAACAAGAAGGUCAAAUUUGUGCGACACGAUGGAGCCCGCGAGUUUGCGACGAACUCGCUCCAAGAUUUCUACGAAGUCGAAGGCAUCGAGCAACAAACCACGGUGCCAUACGCACAUCAAGCCAAUGGAACUGCUGAACGCGCGAUUCGAACUAUCGUCACCAUCGGUCGUAGCAUGCUCCAUCAUGCCAAGUUGGACAAGUGCUUCUGGGCUGAAGCGGCAAUGACUUGGCCGUCUAUGUGA